Molecule: messenger RNA, 1805 nt
Organism: Triticum aestivum (bread wheat)
Lineage: Eukaryota; Viridiplantae; Streptophyta; Magnoliopsida; Poales; Poaceae
Exons: 2
Coding region: 248-1492 (414 amino acids)
Molecular function (GO): protein binding
Source: RefSeq, a predicted model, not a curated record
CUGCCGCCAACCCUCUCCUUCUCAACCGGGCUACCACAUAUGCCUCUCCCCAACUCCCUUUCUCGAACCAUCACUCACCGAUGAGCCGCCACACUGCACGCCCCUCAGUCAUCGGUGUCAACUUCCAGGCCUCCCCUACAGCCACAAAACCGCCACUCUCCCUCCCCCCACUGUGUGCCUCUCGCUCCUCCAUCGCACUGCACUCCUCUCCUCCUUCGUCGAUUUCAAGAUCUGAGAGGUCGUCAUCAUGCAAAGGCAUAGCAAACUAUGUGUCUCCACAUCCACCCCUAUGUCCGGACUCCAAGAUUGGACAGACCUCCCAAAGGAUCUGUUACAAUCAAUUUUCUCUCGCUUAGGCUCAAUCCAUGACCUUCUUGCCUUUGUUGCAACCUGCCGUUCUUGGCGGGUUGCAUUAACUUCAUACUCAUCCAAAUCCACCUUAUGCACUUUAUUCCCGCCUCUGCUCAUCCAGCCCAAUAUUCGUGUCCAUGUUCCUCGUCCUCCAUGUAACAAUGGUCAUCGCAACUUACAGGCAUAUAAAGUUAUCGAUCCAGCCAAGCAAAGUGCCAUUGGCCUUCACUGCCAUAUUGAUGAAGAAAUUUUGCAGACGAUGCGUUGUGCUGGCCCUUCAUAUGGUCAACUCAUCUUCUACAACCAUGGACAUUGCGUUGUUGUUGAUCCUUUUAGAGGUACCAAGGUUUCACCUCCACGUCUCCCAUUACGUGAUGAGUAUAGGAAGCUCAACUGGUCUGAUAUUCCAUUCAAACAAAAAAUAAUGGAGCUCCAACAACUAGUUACAGAGUCUUACUGCAGUGCCAUUCUAACAGCUCCUCUUGCAUCACCAAACUCGCAUAUGCUUGUUAGCACUGGCCCCUCCUUAUUUAGUUGGUCGGUUGGAAGUGAUACUUGGUCUGAACUCCAGUGUUCUGAUGUACAAAUAAUUCAGAUUGUGGAAUUCAACGGCCAAUUCAUUGCCAUGGAUCUUCGUCAACAGAUAUACACUUUGGAGAUGGCCCCCAAGCUUAGACUGCAGGAGAUAACCACUAACUGCCCCCCUGACUUGACCAAGAGUUGCCAAGACCCGUCUAGAAUAUCAUGGCUAGUGGUCUGCGGUGACAUGCUUCUGAUGUUGGUCCAUUCUUGCACGAGUAUUCAGUACAAUGCCAGUGUGUCAUUUAUCCGCACGGUCCAUUACCUUGACAUGUCAACCAAGCCUGCAAAAUGGGUGGAUAUGGAAAAGCUGGACAACUGGGCCAUCUUCACGGGGAGUGAUAUCAGGAGUACAUCAUUUUCUUGCAUGAACCCAGAACAUUGGGGAGGAAGGAGCAAAUGUCUAUAUGUUGCUCGUUCCCCUAAACCUUGGAGUGAAUAUGGGUUAGGAAAUGAGCCAGAUCCAUCUGUUGAUCCCACCCAUCAGCACUUCAGGAUCUGGUGCCACCUGAUGCAACCCCUUUGGGUGUACCCGAGCAUGCUCUAUUCAGAUGGCCCUUGAUCGUCACGUGUACCUACAACUUGCUGGUCUAACUAUAUAUGCUCAAGCUUAUUGGGAAAUUUCCUCUUCUGCAUCUCGGGUAUGAGUUUGGAGAUGUUCAUGGUGACAUUAGCACUCGGAAUUCAACCUUUGCCUUAUAUUUUGGUGCCCCGGUUUCUAAUACUUUGUAAGAGAUGUUUAUGGUGGUUGUGUUACUGCUUAAGCUGAACCUCCUAGCCUUCUAUAGUUUUUUUUGUGAUGUUUAAUGUUGCACUGGAUAGAUGUGUGAUACUUUUAACUAUUUGUUGCUUCAUUUUCUACUGUCGAGCUUUAA